AUGCUGCUCACUGAGUAUGAUAUACAGUAUGUGACCCAGAAAGCAAUAAAAGGGAGUAUUCUGUCUAACUAUCUAGCUCACCUUCCUGUUGAAGGCUACCAAUCAUUAAAGUUUGACUUCCUAGAUGAGGACAUCAUGUUUAUCAGAGAUUUUACUAUGCCAGGCUUCGAGGUAAGCCCUGAGGAAGGCCCCGAACCAGGAUCGCGAUGGACGCUCGUGUUCGACGGUGCUUCCAAUGCCCGAGGUCAUGGUAUAGGUGUUGUUAUCACUUCUCCAACUUGUUUCCACAUCCCCUUCACCGCUAGGUUAUGUUUUGACUGCACCAACAAUAUGGCAGAGUAUGAAGCAUGUAUCUACGGUUUAGAGGCGGCAAUCGACUUGAGAAUUAAAAUCCUUGAGCUAUUCGGUGAUUCAACUCUGGUAAUCAGUCAAGUGAAAGGCGAUUGGGAGACUCGAGAUAGCAAGUUGAUACCCUACAAAGAGCAUAUCAGAAAACUGGUCCCUUACUUUGAUGAGAUCUCCUUUCAUCAUAUUUCUAAGGAAGAAAAUCAGUUAGCAGACACUCUAGCUACGCUGGCAUCUAUGUUUAAAGUCAAAUGGAAGAAUGAGGCACCAUCCAUCCAGAUUGACCACUUAGAUGAACCAGCACAUUGUCUAGCAAUUGAGGCCGAUCCUGACGAUAAGCCUUGGUUCUAUAACAUAAAGACAUUUCUGGAGAAACGAUAG
Lathyrus oleraceus (garden pea) is the source of this 726-nucleotide messenger RNA. RefSeq lists its product as uncharacterized. Gene Ontology annotation, molecular function: nucleic acid binding; RNA-DNA hybrid ribonuclease activity. The record is from RefSeq and is a predicted model, not a curated record. The transcript has a single exon. NCBI's taxonomy places the organism in Eukaryota, Viridiplantae, Streptophyta, Magnoliopsida, Fabales, Fabaceae. Bases 1 to 726 code for a protein of 241 amino acids.